This is a messenger RNA of Clonostachys solani, 267 nucleotides long. Lineage: Eukaryota; Fungi; Ascomycota; Sordariomycetes; Hypocreales; Bionectriaceae. The record is from the annotation of a GenBank genome assembly.
AUGACUGUCCAGAUUGUGUUCUUCUACGCCACCGAUAUCUCGUCUGCGGACCGGAGAAACAGGAGGAGAAACCAGAAGUCUAAAAUGUGGCCGGUCAGUACAUUGGCCUUGUUUGGGUGUAUGGGAAGGGGAGGAGGGGUGUUUGAGGCCCGACAUGUGGUGAUCACCAAAGGCUGCGCUUGUGAGAUGUCUCAGGCGGCUGGGACGGCUGGAAUAGGAAAGAAAGGCCGCCGUUCCAGAAUCGAUGACAAGGAGGAUGAGGCGUGA